This is a messenger RNA of Pogoniulus pusillus (Red-fronted tinkerbird), 3906 nucleotides long. RefSeq names its product KLF transcription factor 15 (gene KLF15). The transcript has 3 exons. NCBI's taxonomy places the organism in Eukaryota, Metazoa, Chordata, Aves, Piciformes, Lybiidae. The coding region runs from base 658 to 1938 and encodes 426 amino acids. Gene Ontology annotation, molecular function: DNA-binding transcription factor activity, RNA polymerase II-specific; RNA polymerase II cis-regulatory region sequence-specific DNA binding. The record is from RefSeq and is a predicted model, not a curated record. Gene Ontology annotation, biological process: regulation of transcription by RNA polymerase II.
CAAAUGAUUGUCUCUCAGAUUAUUGUCCUUAGGGAAGUGAUGUUAACAAUUAAGAGCAAGGAGAUGAGGAAAGUCUGUUCUGGCUGUAUAGCCAGUUCAAUAGAACUGGGAAAUGACAGGGUUUCCUCUCAGGCAGUGUUUUUGGUGGGGAAAAAAUAGACCAGCAAUCAGAAUUUAGCUUCCCGUUACUUCUUUUGACACCAAUAGGGGUGAAUGGUGCUCAGGAGUGCCCGGUGUCAAGAUUAUUGUCCUUAGGGAAGAGGUGUUAAAAAUUAAGAGCAAGGAGGUGAGCUGAGUCUGUUCUGGCUAUAUAGACAGUUGAAUAGAACUGGGAAAAGACAGGGUUUCCUCUCAGGCAGUGUUUUUGGUGGGAAAAAAAAUACACCAGCAAUCAGAAUUUAGCUUCCCAUUACUUCUUUGACAGCAAUAGGGGUGAAUGGUUUGCUCCUAAACACCUACAGAAUAAGGAAAUGUGCAUCUAGCUCACAGGAUGGAUGACUAAAUUUCCCCAAAACUUCUUGACAGGUCCAAGGUUGGUGUGAAAGAAAACACUUACUAUGAUCACAUCUGUCUCUGGAGCAAGAGUAAUCCAGGUCUGAAUCAGUGUUUUCUUCACUGCUACUAGGGAUUCAUCAAGUGAGAGAGGAUUACAUCACAAUGGGCUCUCACCUGAACUUUCACCGCCUGGUAUAUGCUGUUGGGAUAUCCAUAAGAGAUCGCCCAGGAAUGGUGGAUCACUUGCUGCCUACCGAUGAAUGCUUUUCAUCUACAAGAUCUUCACUUGGAUACUUUGGGGACAUGACAGCGGGGGUGAGGUCCUACCAAAUGCUACCCUCUCCCCUGUCAGAAGAUGACAGCGACUCCUCCAGCUUUUGUUCUUGUUCUAGCCCUGACUCCCAGGUUCUCAGCUCCAGCUAUGGAAGCACGUCUAGUGCAGAAAGCCAGGACAGUAUCUUAGACUACUUACUGUCCCAGGCAUCUUUGGGGAGCACCACUGCAUCAUGGUGGGACAAAAGGAGACUUCAGCCGGUAGUGAAAGAGGAGUACUUUAGGUUGCCUGAAUUUGCUGUGGAUAUGGAAGACUCAGGACCAUUUCAGCCCACGCUUGAGGAAAUUGAGGAAUUUCUGGAGGAGAACAUGGAGUUGGAGCUCAAAGACAGACCUAAAAGCGAGACCAAGGACUUGAGAGCUUGCAGCCAAGUUUCUGUUUCUUCACUACAGCCAAAAGACCAUAUGUUACCCAGCACUAGUUUAAAAGAGAGUAAAAACGAGCAGCUGAGCAGCUCGACAGAAGGUGGCCAAGCUUCCAAUGGAGGAAUGACCCUGGAGAAUGGGAUACCAGUUAUGCUUCAGAUUCAGCCUGUACAGGUCAAACAGGAGUCCAACACAAGCCCCAGUUCCCAAGGACCAGCACAAGAGAACAUUAAAAUUGCACAGCUCCUAGUCAACAUCCAAGGACAAACGUUUGCCCUUGUGCCUCAGAUAGUUCAGUCGUCCAAUUUGAACUUGUCCUCUAAGUUUGUCCGCAUUGCUCCUGUCCCCAUCGCCGCCAAGCCAAUUGGGCCGGGGGGCGUGAUCCAGGGUCAGACAGGAAUCAUCAUGGGUCAGAAAUUUCAAAAGACCCCUGCAGCAGAACUCAUUAAAAUGCACAAAUGUUCUUUUCCUGGGUGUACCAAGAUGUACACAAAAAGCAGCCAUUUGAAAGCCCACCUGAGGAGACAUACAGGAGAAAAGCCUUUUGCCUGCACGUGGCCAGGUUGCGGAUGGAGGUUCUCCAGGUCAGAUGAGCUGUCCCGGCACAGGCGCUCCCACUCGGGGGUGAAACCUUAUCAGUGUCCUGUCUGUGAGAAGAAGUUUGCUCGGAGCGACCACUUGUCCAAACACGUCAAGGUGCAUCGGUUCCCACGAAGCAACCGCUCCGUCCGCUCCGUGAACUGACUGCUCCCACUUUCCCCUUCCUGCCCAGCCACCCUACAACAGCUGACGACAGCACUUUGCUCACUGUGUUUCUAGCGAUAAUUUAUUUGUCUCCACAGAACAGUCAAUGCUGUUACUUGAUACCACCGUGUCUGAGUGUCCCAUGUCCCCUAAAGAUGAUUUGAGAAUGAAGUUCUUUUUGGGUCAAGGGAGGGGGGAUGCUUCUUCCUUUUGUCCUUUUGUUUUGUUUUCUUUUUAAGGAUGUUGCUUUCCUUUCUUGUCUUUCCCUCCUUUGCUGCUGCUGCUGCUUUUGGAAAUUACAGUGUUUUAUUUUUAGCUGUUUUCUGCUGCACAGGAAAAUGUAAGAGUUGCUUGCUGCUAGUUAAUUAUAGCCCUGGCAUUCCUCAGGGCUUUGCUCAUGUACAGGCCAUUCAUUGUGAGUUUUUAUUAAGCUGCUCUAUUUGUCCAGUUUGGAAACAGCAAAUUCCUUUUGAAAUGAAAACAACUCCUUUGUUUUUGGGUUGCCUGAGCCAAGGGUUUGUAGGGGCUGGCCAUAGGAGGAGGAACAGUGGGAGUCAGGGACAGGGGGAGGCAAGGCGUGAAGAGUGCUGGAACGUGCCUCUCUGCCUUCUUGGGCUCACGUUUACCUUUUCCUUGGCUAGGGCCAUAUAUAAAUAUUUAUGUAUAUAUAUUAAUACAUACAUAUAUUUUUAUAUAUAUGUAUUUAAGCAAAGGCAUGUCCCAGGCAAACCUGGAAGCUCAGGCUGGAUGAAAUGGCUUGGAGUGAAGCCUUGCGGUGUGGCUGAGCACAUACCAUGUGCAUGCUUCUCCUGUCCUGUGCUGCCGAGGGGUGAAAGGAUGCCCAUGCAUCGGAGGCAAUGCUCCUCUCCUUUGACUCUGAUUGGCAGCAUCCACUGUCGUUAGCAGGAGAGCUGUUGUCUAGUGCACGCAGCAGCAGAAAGACAUUUGUGAGAAUUGCUGAGUUCUGUGCCUGUCUCUGCUCCUGUCCUCUUGUGUCAUCUUCAGAGAGAAAGCAGAGCACCAGCCCGGGAGGUGCCCGGUGGCGCUGAUAAGCACUGGGCAUCCCGAGCAUCCGCUGCGAGUCAGUGCCUCGCUGGUUGGAGCUAAGCCUCUGUCUGCCCUCUGGUCGGCAGGGUCUUGUAGGAUGCACCUGCACCUGGCGGAGGUGGGCAGGGAGGCAUCAUGGCCUGGUGGGGCAGCGCCGUGAGAUCUUCUGUCCAGGGGGACAGCUUCAGUGCUAAUCCUCUCCUUACCAACAGCCAUGUCAGAGCUCCAUGCAGCUGGGGUGGGCGAACGGGUGAGAACAGUAGCCAAAAGAAACAAAUUUGUGUGGUAGCUGGCUAAGAAGGGAAUUUAAACAAAUAAUCAGAUGGUAGCAGGCAAAUGAUUCUGUUUGUGUUUCUUUGCUUUGGUUUUUGUUUUUUUUUCUGUUCCUUUUGAACUCUGGCGGUUGUAAGAAGCUUUAGAAGCAAAUAGAAUUCAGUAAUUAGGAACGAUUUUAUAAUGGAUGUUGCAUUUCCUUCCCAUUCACAGGCAGCAUCUGUUUGUCCCCUAUUUUUGUGUUGGCAGAAUGGGAAAUAGGAAGCUGCAAUUCUAGCACAAGGCAGAGCAGGAGCCUGUGCUGUGCCAGAACAGCAGGUCUAAGCUAAAGCAAAUGCAUUCCUUUUUUUUUUCCUUUCCUGUCCUCUAGAAAUUAAUAUAAAUGAACUAUCAUCUAUUGACUGGUUUAUAUCACAUCCUAUGAAUGUAUGUAAAUAAAACUGUACAUAGGUGCAUAUCUAUAUAAAAUAUCUUUUAAUAACGUAGCAAAAUUUGUGUAAAUUGGAAACAAAACCAACCAAACAACAACAACAAAAAAAAAUACCUAUAAAGCCAGUGUACAUAAGUUACAAUUCUGUAUAUUUUUCUUUUGUUCUUCAUAAAAAAAUAUAUUUACUUUGACAAUAAAAUGAAAAUGGAAAUUUUAAA